This is a messenger RNA of Anoplopoma fimbria (sablefish), 13146 nucleotides long. It is a transcript of the gene bsna, whose product is annotated as bassoon presynaptic cytomatrix protein a. NCBI's taxonomy places the organism in Eukaryota, Metazoa, Chordata, Actinopteri, Perciformes, Anoplopomatidae. Gene Ontology annotation, molecular function: metal ion binding; structural constituent of presynaptic active zone. Gene Ontology annotation, cellular component: GABA-ergic synapse; axon; glutamatergic synapse. The record is from RefSeq and is a predicted model, not a curated record. Gene Ontology annotation, biological process: protein localization to synapse; presynaptic active zone assembly.
AUGGGUAGCCCCAAGCCUGGCAUGCAACAAGGAGGCCACGGAGGAGGAGGAGGAAUAGGUGGAAUGGGAGGAGGAGGAAUGGGAGGAAUAGGUGGAGGAGGUAUGGGAGGGAUGGGAGUAGGAAUAGGCGGAGGUGGAGGAGUAGGGUCCAGGGCUGGCGAGCCCUACCGCCUGGCCACUCACGAGACUCCGACUUCCCCCCGACAUAUGCAGUCAAGCCAGGGGCCCGGCAUGGGGCAUGGCCCCGGGUCUGGCCACGGGAUGGGUCACGGUCCAGCUGGGUCCGGCAUGGUGGGCCACGGAGGUCAGCCAAGUUCCGGUCAGCACGGCUCCCGUCGAAACCUCCAAGUGGACUUCAGCGGUUCGGGCGGCUCCAGGACAGGCCGGUCUCCCUCUGCGUCUCCUGAUCGUGGCGUGACGCCCACCUCGCCCUACUCGGUGCCGCAGAUCGCUCCAAUGCCGAGAAGCAAACUGUGCCCAGUGUGCACCUCCACAGAGCUGUCCAACCCACCGGCUGUACCCAACUACAACACCUGCACCCAGUGCAAGGCCACCGUCUGUAACCAGUGUGGAUUCAACCCCAACCCGCACCUCACUGAGGUCCAGGAGUGGCUGUGUCUGAAUUGUCAGAUGCAGAGAGCCCUUGGCAUUGAUAUGACCACGCCUCGAUCUAAGAGCCAACAGCAGAUUCACUCUCCGUCCCACCAAGCCAAACCCAUCGUUCAGCCUCAGCCGCCUGCACCUCAGCCAAUUCAGCCAGCAGCAGCGGCACAGCCCAAACCUUUGGCACAGAAUCAGCCCAGCCAGCGGCAGCAGCAACAUCAGUCUCAGCCUUACGGCCAGAGUCAACCAUACUCCCAGGCCCAGCCAUACUCCCAGGCCCAGCCACACUCCCAGGCCCAGCCACAGGCCCAGCCACACUCCCAGGCCCAGCCAUACAGCCAGGCCCAGCCAUACUCCCAGGCCCAGCCAUACUCCCAGGCCCAGCCACACUCCCAGACCCAGCAGUAUCCCCAUUCUCAGACCCAGUCGUACCCUGGGUCCAAGCCAGUGCCCCAGACUCAGCCACAUACCUCUCCAGGCUUGCAGAGACACCCAGGCUCUGGAGGCCCCCAGACUCAGACAGGGUCUUUUCAGCAGGGCAUGAGGUCCGACCCAUACUCUCAGAGAGGUCCCGGGGCUCCAGGUGCUGUUGGAGGUCCCAACCAGCCUGGGGGCCCACGGAUUCCCCACCCUGGCGCUGUGCCGCUCCCCGGCUUGGCCAAGGCUCCGUCCCAGCCCGAUUUGGGUCGCGGUUCUCCAAUGCACCAGUCUAUGGCGCGGCAACAUGACCAGACCAGAAGCGCUGGCUCCUCCCCAGCCCACAGACCUCAGAGUCAGGCCCCUCCUCCUGCCCAGGACGGUCUGACCAAACUGUUUGGCUUCGGGGCAUCGCUGCUCAAUCAGGCGAGUACCCUGAUCAACGUUGACCCUCUACCCACUGCCUCCACCCAGCCAAGCCCUGCACGAGGCAAGGUGGUGUUCAGUAAUGCAACUCCUGACAACAGGCAGCAACAACAAGGGGCCCCUGCCACCAAACCCUCCAGUACGGGGGGCCCUCAUGGUCCAACUCAAAUGGGUGGCCCUCGAGCGGCGAGCCAAAUGGGUGGCCCUAAUGUGCAGGGCCAAAUGGCUGGUGCUCAUGCGCCGGGCCAAAUGGGGGGUCCUCAUGCGCCGGGUCAAAUUGGAGGCCCUUAUCCAUCAAGCCAACCAGGGGGUCAUCAUGCGCCAAGCCAAAUGGGGGGUCCUCAUCUUCAGAGCCAAAUGGGAGGUCCUUAUCCACCGAGCCAAAUGGGGGGUCCUCAUACACAGAGCCAAAUGGGAGGCCCUUAUCCAUCAAGCCAAAUGGGGGGUCCACAUGCACCGAGCCAAAUUGGAGGUCCCCAAAUUGGUGGACCGCAUGCUCCAACCCAGAAGCAGCAGACCAUGCCCCAUCAACAAGGAAUGCCCCAACAACAGUCUCCAGCGCACCAUCAAAAAGGGCAGCAAGGACAGCAACAUCAGCAAACACCUACUCAUCUGCAAAAGGGGCCUGUGAAGCAGGAGCCCGUGGUGGCGCCUGUGCCUGCUCCAGAGCCUGUGAAGCCUAAAGUGAACUGUCCUCUUUGUAAAACAGAGCUGAACAUCGGCAGCUCCGACCCGCCCAACUACAACACCUGUACGCAGUGCCAAGGCCAAGUGUGCAAUCUGUGUGGCUUCAACCCCACGCCACAUCUGGUGGAGAAAAAGGAGUGGUUAUGUCUCAACUGCCAGACCCAGCGGCUGCUGUCCGGAGGUGGUCUCGACGAUCCUCCACUUCCUGUUCCUCAUCCGUCUCCCAAGCACCAGCCAAUGGGCUCGCCCCGUCACCAGGUGCCAGCCAGUCAGCAAAGCCCUCUCCACAAACCCGCCAAUCAGCAGGGGCCCAGGCCAGCCCAGCCCCAGACGCAGAAAGCGCAGGCGGGAACUGGUGGUACUGGACCGUUUGCGCCCAAUGCUGCCAAACAACCGACCGACUCCAAGACCACGACACCAGCUACGGCACCAGGAUCUACCACAGAGACCCAGAAACAGCCAAAGCCCGCUGAGGAGAAACCCAAAACCGAGCCUGAGAACCAAACUGCCAAAGACGCCAAAUCCUCCCAGAGGAAAGGAGAGCAGAUCACACCCAUCAAGGAAAUGAAGAAGUCCAGGCACUAUGACGAUACUAAAAACAACAGCACCCAUGACUUGUCACGCAGCCCUCAGAGCCUCAGUGACACCGGCUACUCCUCUGAUGGCAUCUCCAGCUCCCACAGUGAAAUCACAGGUCUAAUCCAAGAGGAGGAGAUGAAACUGAGUGAGAGGGGGAUCAGUGGGCGAGGUUCCCCACCAAGCCCUUCUGAAAUCACCAAGCUAGAAAGCUCCAUGAGGCCUUUGCUGGAGAAGAGCCUUUCUGAAGAUAAGGGUGACCGAAGGGGGAGGAAGCACAGAGACAGAGACUUGGAUGACAGAGGGAAGCAGCGCCCACGCUCCUUGUCAAUCCCACCAGAUUCAUACGACUCUGAUGAGGAACUAGAAGAUAUACUAGAGGAAGAGGAAGAUGCAGGAGACUGGGAGGGUAAGCGGAAGGAAGGGAAGGAGGAGAAGAAGGAGAAGAAAAAGAAGGAAAAAGAGGCUGAGCCCACUGAGAUGACAGAUGAGGAGUUCAUGAGGAGACAAAUAUUGGAGAUGAGCGCUGAUGAAGAUAUUGAGGAGGAGGAGGAGGAGGAAGAGAUGGAGGAAGAGGAAGAUGACGAAGAUGAAGGAUAUGGCUACCAGAAACCCAAGAAAAGCCACCACAAACACACAACCUCUGACUCAGGGAAAGAGAAAAGACGUCUUCAGCACCACUCCAGCAGCUUUGAGGAGGAAACUAAGAGCUCAACCGAUGUUUAUAAAGGCUCAGUGGAGGAGGGUGAGGAAGAUAUGAUGGCAUCACAAGGAGGCUUGAGGCGCUUCAAAACCAUUGAACUCAAUAACACUAGUAGCUACAGCCGAGACAUGGAGCUGGGCAAUGAAAAUGACUUGAGCCUUGAUCGGGAACCAGAGUUAGAGAUGGAGAGCCUAACAGGAUCUCCAGAGGAGCGUUCUCGAGGUGACUACUCCUCCACUCUGCCAGCAACUUCGUCCUCAUAUGGCUCAGGCCAGUCACCUACUUCGAUCUCAUCAAUGGAGGAGGACAGUGACAGUAGCCCCAGCAGGAGGCAAAGGCUGGAAGAGGCCAAGCAACAGAGGAAAGCACGCCACCGCUCCCAUGGCCCUCUCCUUCCCACCAUUGAAGACUCUUCAGAAGAGGAUGAGCUGAGGGAGGAAGAGGAACUUCUGAGAGAGCAGGAGAAGAUGAGGGAGGUGGAACAACAGAGAAUAAGGAGCACAGCACGUAAGACCAAGAGGGAUAAGGAGGAGUUAAGGGCUCAGAGGCGCAGGGAGAGGUCCAAGACACCACCUAGCAAUCUCUCACCCAUUGAAGAUGCUUCUCCAACAGAAGAGCUGAGACAAGCUGCAGAAAUGGAAGAGCUCCAUCGUUCUUCUGCUUCUGAAUAUUCCCCUCAGAGUCUGGACUCAGAGGCUGAGGGAUACGAGUCCAAACUUUACAAGUCAGGCAGUGAAUACAACCUGCCUACCUUUAUGUCUCUCUACUCGCCAAUAGAGAAAUCAUCAACUACAACAACCACCACAGCUCCAUCUUCAACUUCCAAACCGCUGAAGAGCGCUGAGGAGGUUUAUGAGGAGAUGAUGAGGAAGGCAGAGAUGCUUCAGAAACAACAGCAGCAACAGCAGCAACAUGGAAGACAUGGGCAGUACUACGAGGAGGAUGUUAAUGGACAAGGUUAUGAUGACGAGGAUGAAUUUGAACAAGAUCAAGCAGGAUAUGAUAAUGAGGCAGUAGAGACAGAAACAGAUAUUUACGAGGAGAUACGACAAACAUCUCAGAACAUCACCAAGAUGCAGCAGGCCACUGAUGAGCAAGUAGAGAUUGAGAUUGAGAGCUCCUACUCAGACAAACAGCUCCUAGACACAGGCUCAGCCUUUGCUAAGCUACUGGAGCAGAGCAAUGCUCUACUCACUCCAGGGACCAGCCCCACCCAGAUCUCAGCUCCUGUCUCCUUUGCUGAGACUGGAGGACGGAUUCCUGAUGUCAGAGUAACACAGCACUUCUCUGCAAAGGACGGACACAAAGACAAGAUCAAAAGCCAAGCAGGAAAGAACGGAAUAACUCCAACGGUGGCUGCCACCACUAUUGCAGCUUAUGGAGUAUAUGCCAGAGAUGCAGUAACUAUUUCUACGACUAGUACAAGCCACACCAUGACGUCUACUCAGUCUGGUAUAUAUGGCCGGCACACGUCAAGUCCUGCCACAUCUUCAACUACAGUCUCAAGUGUAUGCAGCAAAAUUGCAGAGAUUACCCAGGCCUACAGUCAAAGAGAAGUGAUCACCAGAAGGGUAGGGGAGACCAGGGAUGUCCAAGUGCGAGACAGCUCAACAUCUUCCACUGAGAGAAUUAUUGAGCCACGCUCUCCAAAGUAUACUACUUACUACAGGAGCACCAGUCCUCCUCUUUCUCCAUCACCACCACCACAGAGUCCUACCCGUUCACCUUCCAGAAGGAAUACAGCUGAGUUCUCCACACAGACUUUCAAUUCAGCAUUGCGGAUGUCAGAGUCAGCCAUCUCUGGGCCUACAUCUCCAGUGACAGCGCAGGGAACCCAAACAUCACAUCGGUCAGUUUCCCCACGGCUCUAUCGUCAGCAGUCUUCCCAGGAUGUCCCAUACUCCCCACCUCCGAGCCCAGCUCGACCAAUGACAGUCAACACUGCUACUUCUCCCCUGUCAUCGCCUACACGAUUUAGCCGCCAAUCAACAUUUGACAAUUACUCCCCAUGUGGCAGCCCUCCAGACACGCCACCCUACCAACAUACUCCUACACAUAGCUUCUAUCAAACACAAAGAGUGGAGAAAGUAAAUGUGGGAACAAGUAUGGUCACCACAGCCAGCACUUACACCAGAGGGUCUAUGUCAAUGGACAACAUCUCCCUCUGUCGAAUAUCUACAGUCCCAGGUACUUCUAGGGUAGAGCAGGGCCAUAUGAUCCAAGGUGGAAGUGUCGUUGACCUCAGAACAGCAAGCAAACAAGCUCCUAUUAUCAUGACUGACCAGGGAAUGGAUCUCACCUCCUUGGCCACUGAAAGCAGGAAAUACCAUGGUGGAUCAGAAGGUAGCAGACAUUCAACGAUUGUACAGCCACUAAUUAUGAACCUGAACACCCAGGAGAUCAUCACACCAACCACUGUGAGUGUCACAGUGGCUGCUUCCAUGUUCAUGACCCAGCCCAAACAGCCUACAAUCUAUGGUGAUCCCCAUCAAAACCAAGUGGAUUUGGGUCAAGGCAUGGGUUCGGCUGUGUGUCUUUCCCAAAACAAGCAACCAACUUCACCUCCAACUGACCCAACAAUACCAAAAAUUGAUGCCAAACUGGAAGACCUCAGUAUCCAACAGAGAGAGCUACAAAUACAGCAAGAAAAGCUGCAGAAGCAACAACAGCUCCUUGAACACCAGUUGCAGCAGCACCAUCAGAUGCAACAUCAGCAACAACAGGCAUCUGCUUUGGCCAGGUACAGCCUUACUGGCCAGAUCGCACCUUUACUGAAAAAAGACAUGCUAGUCAGUCAGUCUAGCGCUGCCUCAGCAGUGGUCAGUGCUGUAUCACCAGUCAUUAACCCUGAGCUGUAUGGCACUGGUCCUGUUGAGCUGAAAGGGAAGCCCAGUCCUCCUGGUUUGAUAUCAGGAGGUAAAUCACCACAUAGCAUGGUAGUACAGAUGGAUGGAGGGCCAGAGCAGGCCAGGGCAAUGACUCAGCUGGUGAAGGUAGAAGUAGGACAGGAUGCUAUGGACCUGACAGGAGGCCAAAUUAAACCCGAAAACCAACCAGCUUGCUGUGAUGUUGUUUACCGACUUCCAUUUGGUGGAAGCUGUGUCGGUGGUGAGAAAGAGGGCAUAAGGCCUCCAUCUGCCCCUCCUCUCACCUAUGAGUCUGACCAAGAAAGACUACCUGAAGGGUACCAUGAAUAUCAAAUGGAUGAACGUAAGGCCUAUACAUUACCUUUCCCUGGUAGGCUCCAGCCUUCAAUGUCUGAUACAAACCUAGCUGAAGCUGGCCUACAGUCCUACCAUUCCAAACUAGAACCACACCUCCAAGGCACAGGAGAACUUGCCGUAGAUUUAACUGCAAUGAAACAGGGUUAUGGAGGAUUUAUGGGGAUGCAGUAUGGCUCUUAUACAGAUUUACGGCAUGGAGGAGACAUAGCCUCCCAAACCCUGCCUAUAAGGAGAUAUAAUUCCUUGUCCAACAUCAGUUCAGACUAUGGCUACUCUCCUCGGGACAUUGCUAGCUUCCAAGAAGCUAACUUGGCUCAGUACAGUGCUACGACUGCCAGGGAGAUCAGCCGGAUGUGUGCAGCUCUCAAUUCCAUAGAACGAUAUGGAAGCAACCCAGACUUGAUGCAGUUUGGUAGUUUGGGGAGAGGAACAGGGCCUGGGGCUUCAAGACUUGCAGCAGGUCUUGGCAUGAGACAGACCCUGCUUUUUGGACUAGAUGGGAAGCCAAUCUCCCAUAGUCAAGCGCUAACCAACCUUAUCAAUGCCAGGCAGGCCAGUCUCAGAGCCAUGUACCCUGCUGCUAUUAGGUCCGCUGAUGGGAUGAUCUACUCCACCAUUCAGACCCCCAUUGCUUCUACACUUCCCAUCACAACACAGCCUGCCUCUGUUCUUCGCCCACUACUGAGGGUCUACAAGCCAUACCCUUCUGCCAACAUGACACCUGUGCCCCUAUCCAGUCUUAGCAGACUACCAAUGAGCCCAAGAAUACCCUUAACUGGGCAAGCUCCACUCCGUUACCCAGCACCAGGUCUUCUCCAAACAACAUCAACCACUGCCACUUCUGCUGGUGCAGCGACAACUUCAGCACCAGUAGGUGCCCCAGUGUCUGGUUCCAUUGGGACUACUGGUCCGACAGUCCAGGAUGAACCAGUUUACCUCGGCAAAAGUGCAUCCUCAUCAGCGGAGGUCAGCUCAGUACAAGGAACAGUUGCCAUACCAAUGGAGCCACAGCAGCAGCCGAUAAACCUGUCCCAGGCCCACCUGAACACACAGCAACAGCAACAGCAACAGCAGCAACAGGCAUCUGCUCAGCAGCCACAACAGCCUCCUCCAGCAGCCCAUGCCUACCCACCCUCAACUCCUUCACACAAUCAGGGCUACGGCCAACCACCAGUCGGUCCCUCUGUCCCCACUAGUGGCUUACCCCUUUCAGGGGGUCUUCCUCCCUUCCCCCCUCCAGGUGCCAUACACAAGGAGGGUGAAACCGAGGCAGAGAGGCUGCAUCGGCAGCAGGAGCAGCUUUUGCAGAUGGAAAGGGAGCGUGUGGAGCUUGAGAAACUCCGGCAACUGCGCCUGCAAGAGGAGCUGGAACGAGAAAGGAUAGAGCUAAAGCUACACAGGGAGAAGGAGCAGAUGCUUGUGCAGAGAGAAUUACAUGAGCUGCAGAACAUCAAGGACCAGGUCCUACAGCAGCAGCAACACGAACGCGAGAAGCAACUUGUUAUCCAGAGGGAGCAGUUGGCACAGCAGAAGUCACAGCUAGACCAGAUUCAGUCUCUACAGCAUCAGCUCCAGCAGCAGCUUGUAGAGCAGAAGAGACAGAAAACAGCUGCAGCUCAGAGCAUACAGCUUGAUGCGAACGGACAGCCCAUCGACUCUCAGAUCGGCUCCCGCUCUCUGCCCAACUCCUCGUCAGAGAUGUGUCUGAGGAGCCAGCAGGAGCACACGGAAACCAGGAGCAACAUGAGGAAACACAGCUCCAUGACCAGACUGAGCAGGGACAGCUUAGACGACGGCGUGGUGUUUUACGGAUCCCCCCGCAGGAUCGUGGACAGCUCUGUGCAGACAGACGAUGAAGACGGAGAGGAGAGGUACAUGAUGCGUCAUCGGACCAGAAGGCGUGGUCGUAGUGUUGACUGCUCAGUCCAGACAGAUGACGACGAGGACAAGGCUGAGAACGAGCAACCAGUCCGACGAAGACGUUCCCGUUUCUCCCGGCACGCCGAGUCCAGUAACACUGGCACCAGCACUGCCGGCACAUCCACCACGGGUUCUGACUCCAAGAACGAAACUCCCAAGAUGGUGUCCUCCAGUAUUGCCGUCCAGACCAUCAGGGAGAUGUCUUGCCAGACGGAAGUGGAGCACUUGGGAAGAGUCUCCCCAGCAAUCCAUGUGACAGUACCAGACCCGAAUAAAGUAGAGAUUGUGCACUACAUCUCCGGACCUGAGCGGACCCAAAAAGGACAGUCUCUAGCAUGCCAGACCGACCCAGAAGCCCAGUCACAGGGUGUUGUAGCUCCCCAGCUCAGCGUGCCAACCACAGUGAGUCCAUAUUCUUCCUCUACCAGUACUGGAACGCAACAAUCCGGUUCUGCCGACCUCCUGACCCAGCAGCGCCAGCAGCAGCACAUUGCAGCAAACGCAGCCAAGUUUGAGCGCCGCCGCCCCGAUCCGCUCGACAUCAACUACCAGCCUCACAACCACCUCCACAACGAGUCUAUCUCCAGCAUCAUCCGGCAGCAGCAGACAGCUCCCAAAUCCCCACAAGUCCUCUACUCUCCCGUCUCCCCGGUGUCCCCUCACCGCCUGCUGGAGACUUCUCUGUCCAGUGAGAGGCUGAACAAAGCCCAUGUCACACCUCAGCAGAAGUCCUACACAGCAGUCCCCCAGAGACACCCUUCUGUGCCCCGGCCAAUUAAGAGCACCCAGAGGUCCAUGUCAGACCCCAAGCCUCUCAGCCCCACCACAGACGAACACACCAAAGCUAGGCUGUCCCUCUACCAACAACAAGUGCUCCAGAGCCAGCUGGCAGCUCUACAGCAGAGCUCACUGCUCCGCAAGGUCAAGCGAACCCUGCCUAGCCCUCCUCCAGACGAGACUACCACAUCAGCUCACCUGCCCAUGAUGGCACCCGCCCUCCAACAGGUCUACCUGCCCUCCGUGCCCAGCCUCAAGCCCACCUCCAGGUCUGGGUUGGCUGCCAAAGCCAGCCUCCUCAAAGACCUCACCCACGAGCUGAAGGCCGUGGAGCAAGAGUCAACCAAGCUUAGAAAGCAGCAAGCUGAACUGGAGGAAGAAGAGAAAGAAAUUGAUGCUAAGCUGAGAUACCUAGAGCUGGGGAUCCAUCAAAGGAAAGAGACACUGGUCAAGGAGAGGGAGAGGAGGGAUAUUGCCUACCUGAGGUGUAUGGGGGACACAAGGGACUACAUGUCUGACAGUGAGUUGAAUAACCUACGUUUUGCAGCCGCAGCUGCAUCACAUGAGGCCAAUGGGCUACUGUCAACGAGACCGAGCACCGCCCCUCUGAGUCAGUUCACCAGCGACCUAAACACAUCAGCCCCGUACCCGCCCACCUCCUCCUUCCUCUCCUGUCAGUACCCCCAGAGCCAACCGGCAGCACCAAUGCAGCAAUCAAGUGUGCCGUACCAGUCUUCGACAUUCAACCAGCCUCCCUAUCCCACAGUGUCUCAGUCCCAGGCACUGCCACAGCCCACGCCCCUCCAGAGCCAUGUCCCACCACCUGGACCUUCUUACCAGUCUCAAACCUCCUACCCCUCCCACACCUAUCCCCAAGCUCAGCCCCCAUACCCCCAGACAGACAUGGGGUUACCAGCUGCACCUCAGCCUCAGCCUCAGCCCCAACCGGGGCAUACGGGUUUUGGACCUGCACCGCCUGGUCAGCCCCCAUACCCCACCCACAGCUCACCCUAUCCCAGCGCUGUGUCCUCCUACCCCAGCCAGACCACCCCAUACCCUGGGCAGCCCCAAGCUGAUAUCCUGACAGUCCAUCCAGGAAGACCAAGGCAGACAUCGCUGGCCGAUCUGGAGCACAAGAUGCCCACCAAUUAUGAGACGAUCAGCAAUCCCACAGUUGUGGUCACCACCACCGCCCAGGACGCCGCCUAUUCCAGUGCAGCCCCCUCUUAUGGUCAGUACACUGGUUCGACUACCAUGGCCAACUCUUAUGGGCUAUAUGGGUCAGGACCAGUUUCCAGCAGCUACGGUGGGUACUCUACCAUGCCACCUAGUACAUAUGCCCAGUAUACUUCAUCCUCAGCUAAUUCAUAUGGCCAGUACACCACAACCACUGCUAAUACUUAUGGGUACACCACCACCACAGCCAGUGCAUAUGGACAGUACACUUCCACAGUCUCCAACGCAUAUGGGCACUCUGUAGACAGUCCUUCCACAUACAACAAUGCAGAUGGGAUGUACGGGGCUCCUGGCUUAGAGCAGAACAUCCCAAGAAACUACAUGAUGAUUGACGACGUCAGUGAGCUUACGGCGAAAGACGGGCUGCUGGGCACGACGACAGGGGACAUGAUGCAUCAUGGUGGCAGUGGGCGCUACCCGGGCGACAUCCACGGCCACAGCACCACCACUGGCAGCACCACGCGUGGGGGAAUUGGCAGCUCCUCGUACGGCAGGACACCUGAAGAGGAAGCAGCGAUGCAGGAAGAGCUGUACGACCACCACGGCAGGGGUAAGAGCAGCUACAGGCACGGAUCUCUAGGGGGCAGCAGCAGCAGCGUGGGCUCUAGCAUGGGUGGGGGAUCCUCCUAUUACUAUGACUACGACUGCAAACAUGGCAGCAUCCGCUCUGGGGUGCAGAAACCAUCGUCGUCCAGCAGAAGCCUUCUGGCUCCUGCUGUCAUGUCCACCAAGCGCAGCAAGCACAGGAAGCUGGGGAGUAUGGAGCAGAAAAUCUCCAAGUUUUCCCCCAUUGAGGAGGCUCGGGAUGUGGAGGCAGACCUGGCCUCCUACUCCUCAGCGACUGUUGGGGCUUACCCGGUCUCUCAUGUUCGAGGGCGCAAGCUGAUCGAAGAUUACGGCUUCAAGAAGAAUACCUGCGAGGGCGGCAGUGGCACCGCUCAUGGUAGUCGAUACUAUGGUUCAGCGGUGGAGGAGGACGAUCGGAUUUACUACACCUCCACCGGCCGCUCCCGUUCCACCGGCUACGGCAUGGACAAGAUCUCAGCCAGAGACUACUCAGGGUAUCGCAGCCGAUCCUACGAGAGGGACGACCGCUCCUACCGAUCUGGCUACAGCCGGGGGCGCCACCCAACCCGGCAGUACUCUGAAGAGGAGAGCCCACUCAGUCCCCUGAGGAGGUUCAUGGGUUCGGGGCGCUCAUCCAGCUUAGGUCCCGACCCGUACGACAGUCGCAGCAGUAGAUAUCAUUACUAUUACGGCCAGUAUGGUUCCAGCCACUCGCUGCCAGAUGUACAAGACCACAUACGAGACCUUCCCAGGACACAUGUCUACAAAUCGGAUGAUACAUACAUUAUAGACGAUUAUCAUUGCGCUGUGUCAGACAGCGAAGCCUACCAUCUGGGCCAAGAAGAAACGGACUGGUUUGAGAAGCCACGCGCCAGUUCUCGACACUACGGAGGCAGCCACUCAACUGGGAGGAGCCGGCACGGUGUCAAGCAUACCUACCAUGAUUAUGAUGAGCCUCCUGAGGAGGACCUGUGGCCCCAGGAUGAGUACGGCCACGGAGGGCGUCACUCUGCAUCCCGUGACCACAGGCACCAAGGCAGCUCUGGCCGUCACUCAUCCGCAUCACGUCAUUCAGAUGAACCGAGGUCCUCGAGGUCAACCAAGGGGCACCCCAAAGACCCGUCAAUGCGCCAAGACCCCUCAGCACGAUCCUCAUCUACAGGGAGGCGUGGUGAGUCCAGGUCUGGAGGGUACCACGCUUCAGAUUAUCCCAGAGAUCCGUCUGGGCACCACCACGGACAGCGCUCCUCCAGACAGGGGGACCCCCACCGUUCUUCACGUAGCAAGUCCCAGCAGCAAGUGGACAUGCAGGGCCAACCACCUGGCUCCUCCAGGUCUGGCAGCUCUACACGGGCUCAGGGCCCCGCUGGAGGGCCUACUGGAUCAGGGCGACAGGGUGGUCCUGGUUCCCAGACAGACGGAGCUCCAGGACAGAGGACCCAGCUCCAACAGCAAGCCCAGACAUCAGCGGCCAGGUCAGGGCAGCCUGGUCCCGCAGGGACCACCGGCCCUCAGCAGCAGCCCCCAGCCCAGGGACAAGGCAUGGGUAUGGGCAUGGGCAUGGGGCAAGGCCAGGCCAAGCCAGGGCAGAUGGGUCCAGCAGGUGGACCCAUGGGUCAGACCAGGCAGAUAGGUCCUGCAGGAACCACGCCAGCCACCAUGGCCAAGAUGGACACGCCUCCAGUAACAGCUAUUGGAGCAAAGGCAGCGCCCGUCAUGGCCACAAAAGCCGCCCAGCCCCCACUCACAGGCAUAGGCUCCAAGGCAGCUCCUAGGCCAGGUGGUAUUGGCAGUGCAGCAGCAGGUCAGCCUGGCAUGGAGGGAGACAGCAUGUUGUCCAAGAUCCUCCCUGGAUCUGCCGCUGAGCAGGCCGGCAAACUGGGAGACGCUAUCACCGGUUUUGGCAAGAAGUUCUCAUCCUUAUUCUAAAGCGUUAAGAUUAAGGACUAUGUAAAUGUAAAAUGACCAAGUCACGAGGCCCCGUACCAGAAAAACCUGUGAAGUUCCCCC